This is a messenger RNA of Dioscorea cayenensis subsp. rotundata (Guinea yam), 1350 nucleotides long. RefSeq names its product novel plant SNARE 13-like. Gene Ontology annotation, biological process: retrograde vesicle-mediated transport, Golgi to endoplasmic reticulum; vesicle fusion. Gene Ontology annotation, cellular component: endoplasmic reticulum membrane; ER to Golgi transport vesicle membrane; late endosome membrane. The record is from RefSeq and is a predicted model, not a curated record. Lineage: Eukaryota; Viridiplantae; Streptophyta; Magnoliopsida; Dioscoreales; Dioscoreaceae. Gene Ontology annotation, molecular function: SNARE binding; SNAP receptor activity.
AAAAGGGGGUCUUUUUGCUGUGGAAAUUUCUCGGCUUUCGUCGAGAUCGCGGCGAGGGGUUGUGGUUUGGCCAUCGUCCUCAACAAUCGCUGCCCUUCUUGCGCUUCUCGCCGUUCUGGGUUAGAACGGUGAGGUCUUGGCGAUCUUUGUUUUGGUGGAUCUGAUUCUUGGUUUGGGAUGGUCUGAGGGUUCGAGAUAUAGGAGCAGAUUCAGUUUUUCUGGUGUUUUUGAGUAAUGGCGGGGUCUAUGCAGAUGAGCGCCGAGUUGGAGCAGCUCGAUGGCGAAAUCCACGACAUUCUGCGUGCCCUAUCAAAUGGAUUUCAGAAAUUGGACAAGGUUAAGGACCCCAAUAGACAAUCUAAGCAGUUGGAGGAACUCACUGGGAAAAUGAGGGAGUGUAAGAGAUUGAUUAAAGAGUUUGAUCGUGAAUUAAAAGAUGAAGAAACUAGAAAUUCACAAGAAGUCAAUAAGCAGCUCAAUGAGAAGAAGCAAUCGAUGAUUAAAGAGCUCAACACAUAUGUGGCCCUGCGGAAAACGUAUACAACUAGCCUUGGGAAUAAAAGAGUUGAACUAUUUGAUAUGGGUGCUGGAGGCAGUGAUCCUGUGGGCGAGGAGAACGUCCAAAUGGCUUCCGCAAUGUCUAAUCAAGAGCUUAUAAAUGCUGGGAUGAAGACAAUGGAUGAAACUGAUCAGACUAUCGAGCGGUCUAAGAUGGUUGUUGAGCAGACAAUUGAAGUAGGAACUCAAACUGCUGUAAACUUGAAGGGGCAAACUGAACAAAUGGGUCGCAUUGUUAAUGAGCUAGAUACUAUUCAGUUUUCCAUCAAGAAAGCUUCACAACUGGUUAAAGAGAUUGGCAGACAGGUUGCCACUGAUAAAUGCAUCAUGUUUUUCCUAUUUUUGAUUGUUUGUGGUGUAAUUGCAAUCAUCAUUGUGAAGAUUGUAAACCCACACAACAAGAACAUCAGAGACAUUCCUGGAUUGGCACCACCAGCGCCAACGGCGAGAAAAUUGCUAUCGUUAGAUGCUUUUGCUGGUUUUCAGUAGUUUUGAGGCAUUGUUAAUAUCUUCCUCAUCUUCUUUAGGAGGGUUAUCUGGAUUUGCAGAAGAAAAUGAGGAUGGCUAUUACUGACGAUCUUGUUUGAUUAUGUUCUUGUACAUCAUGUCCUGCUUCUUAUUCAUUUUCUUUUACUUUUGGUGGUUGAGACGGCCUAGCUCUGUAUCAUGAGAUUUUUACUCACAUCCUGUGUAUAUGGACCGGAGAUUAAACUAUAUUCUCAGAAAUUUCCUACAUGUGUGUCUAUGAACUUCUUGAAAUGAUAUUAUUGAUUUAAAUGCAUUUAUUUUUCA